AUGAGCACAAACGCAUACAUGGAGCCUGGCAACUACUCCUCGCACUACGGCAGCGGCGGCGGCCUCUCUGACCGUCCCGCACCGCUCUUCCAGGCGGAUGCCCAUGAGCCCCGAGCCCCACGACCCUUUGACCCUCAGCCCAACAGCGACCCCUACGCUGCCCCGCCGGGCGCCCCUGGCCAUCCACUGGCGGGCCCGCUCGACGAGCCUCACUCACCCCUUUCGAGCUACCGCGGUAGUUUUUCGCACCAGCCGCCCAUUGGCCUUCCCCACCACCGGCAGGACUCAAUCUCUUCGCCGCACGAUGUGUCGGGAGGAUGGGCGCCCAGCUCGCCCGGACUCGCUUCGAGCCGGCACGCAUCCAUCUACUCGUUGAAUGGCCAGUUUGACCAGGUCGGUCUGACUUCGGGCAGCAUCGAUGGCAGCUCGAGCAGCGGCCAUCUCUACGAGACUUCGCCACCCCUGCCUCCUCAGGUCCGCUACGCUCAGGCACAGGCCGCAGACAGUCGGCGCUUCUCGCUCGACGAACGCUCUAUCCGUGCCCAGCCGGGCAUGGGAAAGCCCGGCAUGAUCUCUGCCGAGUACCAGGCCCCCAACUCUGGCCGCCAGUGGCCGUGGGGCGCCGCUGCCCAGCCAGGCGCCGCCGCUGGCGGGCUCCACGGUCGUCACGCCUCGGUCUCGGCCGCAGCGCCGCCUCAGUCGUACGACUACGCGCGGAUGUCCUACAGCGCCGUCCCUGGAGCCACUCCCAAUGGCGGCGGCCCGAUCCCUCCCUCUCCAUACGGCUAUGACUCGAUGUCGGCCAUGUCGCCAACGCGCUACCGCUCGAUGAGCAGCAGCGCCGCCAGCGGCCGCUCGUACGGACCGUCCUACGGCGCUCCAGGCACCGCUGCACACGCCGCCGCGGCCAUGGGCUAUGGCAUGACGCCGCACCUCGGCUCUGGCAUGAUGAUGGAGGGCGAGAUCCCCGGCGGGCCGGGUCCCGCCAGGCGCGCCAAGUUCAAGCGCAGCAGAACCGGUUGCUUGGUCUGCCGCAAGCGCAAGGUCAAGUGCAGCCAGGAUGGCACGCCGUGCAAGCAAUGCCGCAUCGGCAAGCGUGACUGCCACUAUGACGAGAAUCCGCAGAAGAAGAAGGGAAAGAAGGACAAAUCGACAGCCGCCGCUGCGACGGCGACGGGCAGCGCCGCCACGACGGCACUCUCGACUGACGUUUCGACCGACAGCAAGCUCUCGUCCACCAACGGCUCUGCCGCUUCGAUCCAUCACCCGCAUCUGUCGUCGCAGGAUUCGGGCUACUAUGCGCCUCCGCCAAACCUCGACCAUCGGGGCAGCCUCGACGUCGGUGCCGGCGGCAGCGGAGGCGGACCCAACGGCCACUCGGCGGCGGGAGUGACGUUCUCGAUGCCCUUCUCUUCUCAUCCGCACUCGACUUCCGGAUCGACGGCGCAUAGCAGCAGCAGCAACGGCGGAGGCCCGGGCGAUGGAACAUGGUCUAACCCGACCCCGUUCAGCACCGGCCUGUCUGCGCCUGGUCCGCAUGGCGAAGCGCCCCCUCCACCGGGCGACUACGGCUGGGCUCCCAAGCACGAGGCAAAUGGCGCACCGGCGGUCCACGGCUAUGGCGCCGAUGGCGAUCGGGGCAGCACGGCCGGUGAUGCCUACUGGAGCCAGCACCCGACGGCGUACGGACACCGCGCGGCCGACCUCGAGCACGCCGAGACGUAA
Molecule: messenger RNA, 1725 nt
Organism: Pseudozyma flocculosa PF-1
Lineage: Eukaryota; Fungi; Basidiomycota; Ustilaginomycetes; Ustilaginales; Ustilaginaceae
Exons: 3
Coding region: 1-1725 (574 amino acids)
Biological process (GO): positive regulation of transcription by RNA polymerase II
Cellular component (GO): nucleus
Molecular function (GO): zinc ion binding; transcription cis-regulatory region binding; DNA-binding transcription factor activity, RNA polymerase II-specific
Source: RefSeq, a predicted model, not a curated record